Messenger RNA from Porites lobata, 19446 nucleotides. Lineage: Eukaryota; Metazoa; Cnidaria; Anthozoa; Scleractinia; Poritidae. The record is from the annotation of a GenBank genome assembly.
AUGAAAAUAAGCGAUCCACUGAUCAAGCAAAAAUCCAGCUCUUCGAGUGUCACGCCAGUCUUCAAAUGGAAAGUGCUUACUAUCGUCUUCAUCGUGAUUAGCGUUGCACUGCUUAUUGCUUUGAUAGUAGUAGCAACAAAGCGGACCAAACCCAAAUCGGCAGAUUCAGGAGUAUACACAAAAGCCACAGUACAAUCAUGCGCAGAUGGAAUGUCGAAUCCGACUAAGCCAGCGAAGUCCGCAGGUGUGUUUGACGACCUUACAGUCGAAGAAAUUGCCUCUGUUAGAGAUUAUCUUCUGAUGCAAGCAGAACUCAACCUCACCAGUUAUUUACAAGCUACUCUAAACAGCAACUACAUCUAUCUUAUACAGCUACUGCCUCCCUCAAAAGAUGAAGCCCUUGCAUACUUGGAUGGAGAUGGUGCCAAGCCUGAAAGGAAAGCUAUUGCGGUUGUAUUUCACGGUGCUAGUGACCCACCAGUGGUAAGAGAAUAUGUUGUCUCUCCCGCCUCUAAUCCAAACAAACAUGACAUCAGAAGAAUUCCUGGAAAGCAGAGGAAUUUUGUGCCAUUCAAUGCUCGCCCUUUCGACGCCUUCGUAGAGCAUACUGCUCUGCAUUCGGCAGUCUUGAAUAAUGCGUGUCAAACUCUCAAAAAGCUAAUGGAAGAAAGUUACGAUGGCUUCUCCUACAACGAUUGUGCCGAAAAGUGCCUGGAACCUGUUACCACCUCACCAAUGGGUUUUACGGGUGAAGACCGAUUCUCGUGGAUUUUUUUCAUUCGCAAGGUUACAGGCCAAUACACUUAUCCCCUUGAUCUUCAGCUGUUAGUUGAUCACUCAGGCGUAGACGCUACAAAAUGGAAAAUCCUGAAAGUCAUUUACAACAAUCAAACGUUUGAUUCUGUUGAUGAAUUAGUCGACGUAUACAACAAAGGCACUAUUCGCAAAAUCAAGAUACCAGCACCAAAGGGAAAAGGUUCACUAUUUUCAAGCUAUGAACGCAGAGGAGAUCCACAACCAUUCAAGCCUAUGCGAGGCCCUGAACUGUAUGAGCCUGACGGAAAGAGAUACACUGUCAGUGGACGCCACGUUAACUACAUGUCUUGGUCCUUUGAUUUUAGAGUGGAUUCAAACUUUGGGUUGCAAAUAUACGACAUAAAAUUCAACGGAGAAAGAAUCAUCUACGAGCUCAGCAUUCAGGAAGCCGCGGCCACGUACGGGGGAUACUAUCCAAACCCUUCCUGGAACAACUUCCUUGACGGUAACUGGGGAAUGGGUAAAAGUAGCUUUGAGUUGGUGCGAGGCGUGGAUUGUCCCAAUACCGCCACGUUCUUUGACCUAGUGCACAUGAUCGGGGCUCCAAACCCGCUGACAUUUCACAACGCUGUCUGCGUGUUCGAGUUGAACACUGGAAUGCCCUUGCGACGACAUUAUGAUAACAAUUUUAUGGGGGGCUAUCGGUUCUACGGUGGAAUGGCUGACCAGGUUCUCGUUUUACGUACAAUUUCCACUGUAUACAACUACGAUUACGUGUUCGACUUUAUCUUUUACCAAAAUGGUGUCAUAGAAGUCAAGGUUUCACCAUCUGGUUAUGUCUGGGGUGCGUUCAUCGACUCAAACACUGAUCCAUACGGGUAUAAACUUUACGAACACUUGACUAGUGGCACACACGAUCAUCUUUUCAACUACAAGGUUGACUUAGACGUUGGUGGAAGAAAGAACUCUUAUGAGACAAUUGAGAUCGGAAUAGAAAAUAUCACAGAGCGGUGGUUUCCCAACAAACGGCGUAUCCAAAAGGUUCUAAAGCGCAGCGUCAAAAACACAGAGUUAGACGGCGCUUAUAAAUUUAACUUUGAUACUCCAAAAUAUCUGAAUUUCUUUAAUGAUGCAGAGAAGAACAGGGUGGGCGUGAAGAAAGGAUAUCGCAUACAACUGGGAGGAAUACUGAAACAAUUGUAUCCUGAAGACUGGAUGAUGGUAUCCAUGAUGAGUUGGUCUCUUUACCAAAUGGCUGUCACAAAAUAUAAAGAAAAUGAGACGCAGAGCAGCUCCAUCUACAACCAGAACGCCCCUGCAGAUCCACAGGUUAGUUAGACUGCAAAACAGUUCGUAUUUUUGCGUAUUCAAGUACGCGCAAGACUCUUACGCUACGCCUUACCCAUUUCUUUACUGAUUUUGAGAAAAAAAAAAAGACUGUUUUGCAGUUUACAGGUUAGUGAAGGGGAGUGGGAGGGAGAGUGUACAAGAAGCAGUGUCCUAUUAUCCCUGAGGCUCUACCUCUCAUACAGCCUAGGUCACAGUUUGUAUAGUUAUUUAGCUAUUUAUAGAUUUAUCUUUCGCGCAAAAAACUCUUACAGAAUCAGAUUAGUGUACGAUCUCUAUCAGUAGCAGAUGAGAUCAGCAAGGUGACGAGCAAAGGGCUUGACCAAAGAGCGGUUAUCUAGCAGAUCAACUGCCAUAUUGAAUUGUGCGGAUGUUUAAGAACACAGUUUUUUAAAUUAAAAAAUAGACUUAAGGUCUUAAGUGCCGUGAUACUCAUUAGACGUUUCGUGGUGAUGGUCUCUUGAAUGGCAAGGACCAAAAACUUUGGCGACUGAGCUCGUUUCAUCAUUUCUUAAGAUCUUCACUGAAUUCAUUCCAUCCUCGCCUCUGUCAUUUUUCCUAGAAUGUUUUUAACGUCUUCUUCAAUAGAAAAUUUAAUAUUUGCCAAAAAUUUUAUCCCCACAGCUGGAUUUCCGUCAGUAUCUUUUAGAUAACGACUCCAUCUUGAACGAGGAUCUAGUUGCCUGGGUGACCGUCGGCGCGAUUCAUGUGCCACAUUCAGAAGAUCUUCCUAACACGGCAACAGCUGCUAACUCGGCCAACUUCUUCAUCAGACCUUUCAAUUACUUUGAUGAAGAUCCUUCUAUUGGAUCCACUAAUGCCUUGCUGAUCACACCUACAAUGCAAGGUGGUCAAAAGGUGGAGCGUUAUGGUACUCCAGAUGGUCCCCAAUGUGUACCCAAGGAAAACAAACUUGAUUUUGAUGGUUACUAUUUUCGUUUUUAAAUCGUAUUGAGUACCUAUGGCUCUUGCUUCCAGUAUUUUAAUAAGAAAUGUGCGGGUACCUUGUUCACUUCAAAUAUUAAAAAAAAACAUUUUAAAAAAAAUAUUUUUUAUAUCUUUGUACACUUUGAUUGCUUGUUUUAAUAUUUUUCAUUUUUUUUGACCGAAGAUGUCUCUUUGUAUCCGCUAUUAUGCUAUUAUCGUUAGUACUGAAGCCAUAUUGAGUGACAUUGUUGUUUUAUUUUUUCCAAUAUUUCCGACCUGUGCGUGUGUGUCUUUUCAAUUAUAUUUUGUCCCUGCGUGUGCAAUCGAAAAAAUCGCCAUCAAUAACAUUAAAGUCGAUAAGAAAUUUAUCAGUUGUAUCGGAAAUCGAUAGAAUUCCAUGGAGGAAAAAUUGUGACCGAACAGUGAAAGGUCGAAUUAGUUAUUUCUAUUAUGUUACGUUUCCUUCAUUUUUAUUUCUUUACCAGGCUGUCGAUUUUAAAUGUAACCCUUUAGUUAGAAUGUUGAGUUAUUUUGUCAAAUAAAUCUCGAAGCUAAUGUCGUGACCCUCAAACGCAAUACAGUAAUUUACUGAUGCCCUAGCUUAUACAUAACACAAGAACCGAAAAUCCAUACGUUAAACUAAUAUGCUUUUUCGGCCUUAAAACAAAGCCCAGAAUGGAUCGGACUCGCAUAUGAAAGAUACUGGAAAUCUCAUUGCCUGUUUUAGUACUGGUCUAAAGCAUGAUUGAUUCCCAGAUUGGUGCCCAGUUUUACUUUUUUGACGAGCCAGUCCUCGUAACAUUCAUACGGGAAUAUGAGGAGCCAUGUAAGACCCUCUGAUUUCUGAGUCAGUGUAAUGCGAUGCAAUGUCUUUUCCACCAAAAGAGAAUUCAUGUAUCUCCCAUAAAGUCCUAAUUCCUAAGAUGCGAUCAUCCCUCUCAUAAUCUCAAGCAACACUCAGAGUUGGAAAUCACCUUGAGAAAGAGUAUCAGUGGAUUUGUCAUUUACAUUUCUUAAUUUGGCGGUUUUCAGAUUGGCUCUCCGAGAAACGCCUUAGUCAGAUAUUCUAAAGUAAUACCUAAGUUUUGCAUGAAAUUUGUGACGGAAUUCCUUUGCCUUAAAUCGCAUGAUCCGAAAAACUGUGAAAACUUAUUAUGAUACUUGAUACUGUUAAAACGUUUCAGGGUUUAUUGUACGUAACUUCGACAUGUUCAAGUCAAAAUGUCAUUUAAACCUCAGCCACUCAGUUAUUCGCUCCUUUGCGGCCAUGCCUUUAGCCCAUUUUGUUUGCAACCUUUUCAAGGCUUGAUCUGGCACGAACCGCGCGUAGACAACAUUCAUGUCACGCGGGUAGGCAAGAGGUAGGUCAUGCCCGCCGUGAUGUCAAGCGUCUCACACGACAAGAAAGAAUUGCGUGACAGCUUUUAGCUGACCUUUGCAGGGAUAAAUCAAUAUUUCUGUUUUUGUUUGCGUCCUAUACUCUUUUACAGAUGUAAGGUUAAAAGAAAUAUUCACCCUUGGAUUGCAUCUGUUCCUAUGUUGGGAGAUUUGCAACUAACCGCAAGGAGAAAGUACUGGUAACUUGUCACCAUUUCCCCCUCUGUCAUGUCUUUAUGUCAUUCAUUCUGGCCGCAGUAGUGUGGCGGUCACAGUGCACUGUUCAAAAAACAAAGGAAAAGGGGAUAUAUGAAGUGAAUUUCACGAAUUUUCAGUAUUACGAUUAAUUGCUGUGGAAAUGUCGAAUCCGGAAGUAGCGCCGACCAAGCGAAAAGCAGAGCUUGAGAGCUGCGGUGAUGAAAAUUCGAAAAAAUCGAAGACAGAUUCAUCAACGCCGCUUGAGUCGCCGGGUCAGGAAAAUUUCCCGGAGAAGUACUUAAAGGACGAAACCUUAGCUGACACAACAUCCGAGGAGGCCACAGAGAGCGACGAAGUCCAGGUAAGGUGGAUUGAGAGCAAUUCCAUGAGACGGCGCGUUCUUGGCUGAUUCAUGGGGAUCGAAUUUCGUUUGAAGGGUUUUUAUACGGCCAAUGCGACUAAUGGGUUAAAUAUUCUAGGAGAUGUAAUUAUUUUGGAUUAAUGUUAAAUUACAGCGGAUCAUGAUGGACAGAAAGAUGUAAAUUCAGUUUCAUUUAUGGUCUUGCUCGUGAUCGCAGUAAGAUUUAUUUUUCAAGUGAAAUGUUUAAAUGACAGUUUUUUGAUGCAAAUGAUCCCUCGCACGGACUAAAGAUCGGGCUGCAUUCUAUCUUUUGUUCUGUUGUUUCCGGUUCUUUCUGGCAAAAAUAAUUUAUUUGAGGCGAAAAGAUCAAUGGAAAUUGAUAAAAGAAAAUUUGAGUCCACUGACAGCCGAAAAUGAGUAAAGUAGAACGUUGAUAGGUCUUGACAUUCAUACUAGCCACAGAUCAAUAAUUGCAGCGUCCUUUCGCGGGAAAUCAACAUUUUUGGACGAUAUGAACAAGCUGUAAAUAAUAUCAGUUUUCGCUUUUUGCGCUUUUGUUAGAAAAUAUGUGAAAUAAUGUCUUGUUACUCGAUGUGAAUCACGUAUUCGAAGGAAAUUGGAAUAAAGUUGUUUUACUAGAGGUCUAGAGCGCAAGAAAAACGUGUAGUUUGAAGCUCGUGGUAAAAAAAAAAUUCUGUAAGCUUUACGAUGUUUUUUCAACAGAUGAUGAUUGAAGGAAGGAAACUGUCAAUUGAUACUGUUGAUCGGAUUGCAGGAAAGAAAUAUAACUGUUCAACCAAAUUAUUCUUCACCACAUGAGGGAUUCACUUUCAACCCAAUUUAAUUUGCAAAUUUUCUUUGUCUUUCACUUCUAUUUUAAAAUUUUGAAACAGAAAAAGUUCAUAAAAAUGUCAAUAAGACAGCUUUUAACGAAAUUAUUUGCCUUCAUUAUUUGAGAUGAAUAGAUUAAACAGUCCAUGGCUUCAUUUUAGGAUAGUGAAUUGAUGGUACUGUGAAGAUUUCAGCACACACUCCAAUUUAAAUACCUGUCGAUUGUGUUGCUUAUAUAAAAUAUCAGACAAUGUAUUUCAGAAUAUUACUAACUACCUAAGUAAUAAAUUGCUUCCUGCUUUUUAGGCAAUUUAAUAAACUAUUGUGUUUCUCAAAGAAGAGCACAUGUUAGGUUGAGGUUAAACUUGUAAACUUCGGUCCAAAACGAAAAAUUUAAAGCAGAGUUGUUGUAAUAUCUCAUGAUGUUCAAGGUAUUUAGUCAGCUGGAUUUCAAAUUUGUGAAUUUUUGAAUUCACAAAUUGAAUGUUCUUGUAUUCAUGUGAUAAUUCUUUUCAAUCGUUACAUCUUUGAUCUCCAGAAAGAGCUUACAAGAAGAUAAUUAUCAAUUCAGAUAGAUAGAUUUUUUUAAGAAUAGACAAUGGAUAGUGAUUUUUCUGUAGUGAUACAUGGGCUUUAAAAUUGCUAUCAGAGGUAAGUGAAUGCAGUGGGUGGGAUUUCUGGGAUGUUUUGUAACAGUGUAUUUUGAUAUUUUAUCUUCGUUUUUAGUGCAGAAAUAUUUGACAAGUACUGCCAUUAUCAAGAAAUUCUAUCUUUUACUUCUUGAGAUAAUUUCCGGAGAAAUGAAAUAUUAAUUGGUCUAAUAUUAACUUAAGGAUGUGUUUUGAUUCCAAAGUUAACCUCUCCAACUUACACUCUAGACCUAUUUUUGGGUUCAUAAAUUAUUGUUUUCCUUUCUCCUUGGUUUCUCUGAUUAAUUAAUAUUUGUGAGUUUAUCUUAUAGUCUUAUGGUAUUAGGGACAGUGCAAUUAUUUCAACUGGGAGAGGGGGUGCUCGACAACUUGUGCUAGAGACACAAGUUUAUUGGAGGGGGAGUCUUUGGGCUUCCUCCCCCAGAAAACUUUGAAAUCUGGAGGCACAGAAAUGUUAUUUUCAACAUUCUCAAUGAGAUCUUUACUGGGAUGCCUGUGGUACAGCCCAGUUAUGAAAUGGGCUCGGUUUUUCCUUCUGGCACAAACUGCACUCUGGCGUGUUCAGCGCAUGCGCAAGAUAUGAGGGUAUGCGUAGAACCGGUCAGCGGACUUCAGCAGAGUACAUUUUAUUAGGGAGCUCGAAGCGAAUCAAAGCUAUAGGCAAUCUAUCUUUGGUGGAAGCAUAAGAAUGCCAAAAAUACAAAUGAAAACGCUUUUGAUGGUAAGCCCACAGUAAACACAGUUUUGUAUCAACCAUCAACAACACUGGAAUUAUCAAUCAUGUAUUUAUAGUCUCAGUUCAAACAGUUUAAAGAGACCUGUGGGUUGGGGUGGUGUCUGGCAUGGGACUGGGUUGAGCAGGCUUACUUCUUCCUUUCAUACACUGUCAGCUGUCUGUUGUGGUAAACUUUUCAUUUCCAUACAAAUUAUACAUUAUUUCUAUCUAGGCUAGGUUUUAUAGCAGCCCAGUAUACACCUUCUGGUGUUGAUCUAGUUCUUUAAAAAAACUUAACCUGGAUAAGGUGUAAAAUGACAGGUACUCCUAGUGCUUAUAGCAUGUACCUUAUUCUUAAACAAAAACAUUUUUCCUCUAGAAAAUCCCCUUCCCUCCCUUGCUCCACUGUCCCUGCAAUGGCUUGGGUCACAUUAACCCCUUUACGUCAUCCGUAGGAGUUUUCUAAAGAUGUAUAGGGGUUUUGAUCCAGUCUGUUCCGAUCCAGAUUUUGGUGGUUAAAAAAAUCUUAGUGUUCAUAUGGGUGCAAUCACCAAAAUGAUGUUGGUAAUACAAAAGAUUUAAAAGACAGUGAAGAAUACUCAUUAUGCAACACAAAAGUGAACUGGCAAUGGUUUGCACAGCACCAAGAAACAUACGGAUUUUGAUAUAGCAUUUUAAAUAGGAAGCAAAAAAGGUAGUUUAACUUCACAGUUUUUUGUGUGGACUUUAUCAUUGGUCUUUGAAGUAUUUAGGUAUAGUCCACUGAAGCAGCACUAUACACAUCAUGAUUAAAUUUGCUUUUUUGCAUCUAAUCUUAAGGCAAACACAGAAGCUGUGAGCACAUGUGGUAGGCUUCUUAUUAGUGGUGGAACAAACUGGGACAUGAUUGGACGAAAAGAGGUCCCAAAAUCUGGAGGUAGGUGGAUAUAAACUAAUGUUUGUUCAUUCUUCAAGUUGGCAAUCUUCCAACUUUAUUCUUAAUCAAAAUAAUACAGAACUCUCCAGAAAAUUAUAUAUUCUUGAUGUUUUUAAAUGCAAUAAAUUUUACCCUUUACAUUGCAUGUGUGUAUUUAUGCUGUAUAAGUACCUCAUGUAUGCAAUCUUUACUGUUGAGUAGUAUUGACUAGUGAAGUUGAUUAAAAUACUUAAAAAUCAAGAGGGUAAUCCUGACCUUUCAAAAUAUACAGUGUGUAACUGUGUAUUGUCCUGUAUUCCACUGAGGCGUGUUAUUAAGAAACCUGGACUUGACCAAACCGUUGUUUGUACAUGUAAUAUUACUGUAUUAGAGGAUGGUAAUUUAUAAUUACAUGGUUGUUCUCUUACAAAACCUGAAGGGAGCUCAAUAAUAUGAACCUGUGAAAUCCAGCAUAGGAUUUCUUUGAAAAAAAAAAACGAACAAAAAAACUAACAUUUUAUAGCCACCAAAAAGCAAAAGUAUGGCUCCAGGGGUCACCAUGUGCUGACAAAGCAUGCCGCCGCUCUGGUAUGGUAUUUUAUUGAUUUAUAAUAAUUAUUAUUAUUUUUAUAUGAAAUACAUAUAGAUUAUAACAUUGAUUACAAGUCAUUAUUAGGCUGCUAAAUUUCCACAACUGCUGUUACUUUUGAUUUGAAUGCAGCAAAUGCAGGAGGGCCUAACCUGUGGGAACCACACAGUAUUUCAUCAUUAAACAACAUCAGAGUCCAGCAUGUGGCAUCAGGACCUAGUGCUUGUCACAGUAUUAUCAUUUGCGAGGGUGGAACUAUCAUGAGUUUUGGUAUGUGGUGUAGGGUUAAUAAUUAAUUUUUUUGCUGAUAUUGAUUUAAGAUUGCCAAGCCAAAAGUGUAGCACAUGCUAUUGCAAAAUCAUCAUCAUAAUUGUCGCCAUCAUCAACAUCAUCAUCAUCAUCAUCAUCGCCAACACCACCAUUACCACCACCACCACCACCACCACCACCAUCAUCAUCAUCAUCAUCAUCAUCAUCAUCAUCAUCAUCAUCAUCAUCGUCAUCAUCGCCAACACCACCAUUACCACCACCACCACCACCACCACCACCACAUCUCAUCAUCAUCAUCAUCAUCAUCAUCAUCAUCACCACCAACACAACCAUUACCACCACCACCACCACCAGCAUCAUCAUCGUCAUCAUCACCAACACCACCAUUGCCACCACCACCACCACCACCAUCAUCAUCAUCAUCAUCAUCAUCACCACCACCACCACCACCACCACCACCACCACCAUCAUCAUCACCAUCAUCACCACCAACACCACCAUUCCACCACCACCACCACCACCACCAUCAUCAUCAUCAUCAUCACCACCACCACCACCACCACCACCACCACCACCAUCAUCAUCGUCGUCAUCAUCAUCAUCAUCACCAACACCACCAUUACCACCACCACCACCACCACCAUCAUCAUCAUCAUCAUCAUCAUCAUCACCAACACAACCAUCACCACCACCACCACCACCAUCAUCAUCAUCGUCAUCAUCAUCAUCAUCACCAACACCACCACUACCACCACCACCACCACCACCACCAUCAUCAUCAUCAUCAUCAUCACCAACACCACCAUUACCACCACCACCACCACCAUCAUCAUCGUCGUCAUCAUCAUCAUCAUCACCAACACCACCAUUACCACCACCACCACCACCAUCAUCAUCAUCACCAUCAUCAUCAUCAUCAUCAUCAUCAUCAUCAUCACCAACACCACCAUUACCACCACCACCACCACCACCAUCAUCAUCAUCAUCAUCAUCACCAACACCACCAUUACCACCACCACCACCACCACCACCAUCAUCAUCAUCAUCACCACCAACACAACCAUUACCACCACCACCACCACCACCAUCAUCGUCGUCAUCAUCAUCAUCAUCACCAACACCACCAUUACCACCACCACCACCACCACCACCAUCAUCAUCAUCAUCAUCAUCAUCACCAACACCACCAUUACCACCACCACCACCACCAUCAUCAUCGUCGUCAUCAUCAUCAUCAUCACCAACACCACCAUUACCACCACCACCACCACCAUCAUCAUCAUCACCAUCAUCAUCAUCAUCAUCAUCAUCAUCAUCAUCACCAACACCACCAUUACCACCACCACCACCACCACCAUAAUCAUCAUCAUCAUCAUCAUCAUCAUCAACACCAUCCUCAUCAUUAUCUUCUGUGCAUUUUAGAGUCUAACGUUAUUUUAACGGUUUCUUUUUGCUAGGUCGUAAUGACAAAGGUCAGCUUGGCCAUGGUGACACAAUCCGCUGCAAUAAGCCAAAGGUCAUAGAGAGUUUAAAGACCUACACUUUUGUGCAGGCCAGUUGUGGAAAAGCACACACUUUGGUCCUUACAGGUUAGGAAAAGUGGCUAAGGAAUAAAAGGAGUCAACGCUUAGCUUUGGGUUAUUGUUUCUUGCUUUGUUUCAUAUGACAUGUAAGUUAUUUUAUUUUUCAGCUGAAGGCAUCUUAUUUGGAUUUGGAGACAAUAAAAUGUCACAGCUGGGCCAAGGUCAUCAAAAGCCCAUUAUGCCGAAGCCUGUCCAGGUACAGGAUACCCAUCUAAUUUAAUCAUUUCCGUUAAACAGAAACACAGCCUUUCACCAUUAUGGUCCGUCUUCGACUUGGCCCAGUUUUCGUAUCUUUCUAGUUAAACAACACUUCCAAAUACCAAUUUAGAUUUGAGAGCAGAAACACUCAUUGGAAAAGUUCAGCUUAAGAGUUCUCAGGUGUUUCCUGGCAGAGUUUUAAACGCUAUCUACAUUUUAACUGUGCAGAAAUGACCCGUUCUACAGGAAAAAGUUUCCGUCUACUAUUUGAGAAAGCGAAAUGCACCGGCUGCAUCAGUGUUCUACACCUUAUAACUUGCAGGUUAAUUAAAUAUAGGCAAAGAUUUUUAGCUGUAAUUUUCUUCCUUUUUCUCUCACGUAACAGAUUGUUCAUCCAGGAAACAAAAAGAUCAUCAAAACAGCUUGUGGUGCUGAAUUUAGCAUGUUUAUUGACGAAAAUAACUUACUCUACUCGUUCGGUCGCCCUGAAUAUGGGCAGCUUGGACAUAACACAGACGGGCAGUACUUCGUCACGGCCAAUAAGUUGGCGUUUGACUGCGAGGUUCUUCCUCGUCACGUUGCUGUCUUUGUGGAGAAGACAAGAGAUGGCUUGACGCACGUUUUGGAUGAUGUCAAGAUUGUAGAUGUAUGUUGUGGUAAUAAUCACACGGUAAGAUUUUUCUCUCUCCAUACAAUCGAUUGUGUCUUAGGCCUCGUUCACACGUAUUCAAAUAUAUUUUCUCCGUUAAAAAAACGCGUCCAUACUUACCGUAUUUGAAUCCUUUACUCCCGUCCACACGAAAACGCUACUGAAAACGACAGAAAUACAGUAGCGACCCUUUCAGAGCAUGCGCCGUAUGAUGUAUGAUAUCAUCCUACUGGAAAAUCUCCGUUUUCGUCCGUCCGUACGAAAAUAAAUCUGGCAUUUUUAGGCAAACUUUCUGGCAAGUUUUAAGUGAACACUAUUUAGGUAUAGUGCCGCUAAGAAGUAAAUAUCAAGUUUAUCUAGCCAGAAGGCUUUGCGCGGGGGAGAGCCUUGGUUUGUCCCAUAGGCGAGGAAACCAAGCAAACGAAGCCUCUAGAAGUGUGAAUAGCGAUUGUCAUCCCAAGAGAAAACUCGAUAAUCUCUCCUCAGUCUAUUCGAGCCUGCCUACCGUUUAGAUGAGCCAAGUGGACUGUUAGCAGGCUCGACAGCUGUCUGUAAGGCCAGCGGUCUGUUUGUCUGUUGCUCAGCCGGUGAGUCGUUUGACAGGGUGGAAAUGGCGAUGUUGUCACCAGCAGACGAUCUAAAAAUAGUGUGGUCCUCAGUUAGCUCUGCGCGCUCAAAACACUGUACUUUACUAAGAAAAAAAUCUCGCUGUUUUGGCCUUAUAAUCGUUUGUCAGUUGUGUAAUUUUUUUUUUCCCAGAUUGCAAGAGACACAAAAGACAGGGUAUACACUUGGGGAUUUGGAGGUUAUGGCCGCCUUGGUCAUUACCAACAAAAAGACGAACUGGUUCCUAGACUCGUGAACUACCUCAAAGGAAAAAGUAAGUAGAAAUAUUCAUUUUUUGGAGAUUUCUCUCUCAGCGAAAGGGGACCCUAAGAACUCGCCAAAAUCACCGGGCAGAAAAAGAACCGUGAGAGAAUCAAGUCUUUUUCGAGUUUACGCGAAAAUACUGUCAACAUACCCACUGAACCUAUUGUGCCGCAAACUAUUAACGUAGUUAUGUGACAUUGUUUCAAUAUAAUACAGCAGUUGUUCAAAAAUUUAGAUUUGACUUACCGUAGCUGACUUGAUAGAGUAAGUUGUCCACAUUAGUACAAUCCAAAAUGCAGCUUUUCAAGCCUUAGUUCUGUCUCGGCAGGGUAUUUGAAGAUGGAAAGAUGCCGGCUUUUAAUCCACUGUAAAAAAGCCAGUGUAUUUUUUCUAUUCAUGUGAUAAAGGAAAAUUUUUGGGUUAGUUCAAUCGCAGGUCGAGUUAGCCGCAGGAGCUGUGUCACGAAAUUUAUCAAAAUUUAAACAGAAGGAACGGCCACCGAAUUGAUAGCCUGCGUAGCUGGCGGUAUUGUGUAGUAGUCGAGUGAGAUUUGGCGGCCGAACCGUUGUAAUAUAGUCGAGUGAGAUUUGAGCGGCGAAGCCGCGAGAAAUACCAACUGCCUCGUCCCUACUUCCUUUUUUUGGAACACGGCUCCGCUGCCACAACUUUAAUCUCGCACCCACACAAUUCCGCCAGCUACGCAGGCUACCGAAUUGAAAGAAACAUUAAACAGGGGCAUCCAACGAUGGUUUCCUCCUAAAUACAUUAAAAACACCUUUUAGGCUAUCCAGAGUACUUUUAGAUAUCUAGAAAUGCAUUCUAAGCGGUGCUAUAAAAUUUGUAUCUGUUCAUUAAUCCGAGGGGAGCUUGAGUCUUUUCGAAAUUACAAGGGCUUGAGUAUUAUUUUUCCGAAAAUUUUAGGUGAGGUUUGACGUACUACGAAAGAGAGACAUUUGUUAUAUGAGGCGUUUAUUUGGAAGUGGGCUUUUAUUAGGUCACUUACGGUAACUGCUAUUAAAAGCAAAAUGAACAAGGUAGCCUUGACAGUCACACAGCCUCUUUAACCUUACCCGACAUCUCUUUUAGGUGUUUCAUCUGUUCAUGCUGGUUCCACAUACAGCAUGUCACUCUGUGGGGUAAAGAAUUCUCAGUUAUUUUUCUGGGGUCAGACGAAGAGUACAGGUGAUGCGACCAUGUAUCCUAAGCCAGUUGGCGAUAUGUGUGGCUGGGAUGUACGCAGUGUUGGCUGCUCGUAAGUAUCCAGUAAUUUAAUAUUUUGCACUCAUUACCCCGCCUUGCAUUAGGAAUAGCCUUGCUACUGUAGCUGCGGGCAAUACUUCUGUAAUAUUAUCUUUGUUUAGUUGUUGUUUUGUAACCAUAAUAACCUGUAAACUUAUUGAGCAAUAGAAAGAUUAGUCAGGUUUUCUCCCUAUCUGAUUGGCUGAAAUUCCCCAGAUUAUUCUUCACAACCAGCUAGCGUUUACCAUAUUUGGAAGACGUUUUCCGAUAUCAGAACAAUUGAAAAAGGAACGGAAGGCGCGGUAGCGCAGCGUUUUGGAAAGGCUGGAGAAAAUGGCGGAUGAUAGAAAGUGUCAGUAUGAACGCGGUGUCCGUAUUAAAACAUGAACCGUAAUAAUGAGAUGUCCAAAACUUUAUCCAAUAAUUGUUUAUCAUUUUAGAUAUGAGGCUGAUUUAGCAACAGGACGUGAACGUCAGUUGACGACGGGAAAGCGCGCGGAAAGGACUAAACACGACUUCCGCUGCUCAAUUUGCCGCUCUGCCACUGGUCAAGCCAGUUGUUUGAUUUGCGCUCGCCGUCGUCAACUGAUGUUCCCGUUCUGUUGCUAAAUCAGCCUACUUUACUUGCGGACAGGUGCCCUGGGUGAGCGUAGUGAGUGACGCGGGAGCUCCCCCCUCCCCCUUCCCACCCUAUUCUCUCCCUAUCUGCUCGCGCUUUCUUCAAUACCCCGCCUCAAGAAAUCUUGUCCACGGGGACCCGGGGACCAUGGGCUGUAACGUGAUGGACUCGGUAAUUCAUCUCCCUCCCUCCCGGAUUCAAACCGAUAUACUCAAGUGUUAAAGAGGGGGAUUGUUUUCAGGGAGGGGCAGGAGAGGGAAGGGUUCAAGGAAGAGGGUGGGGCUAAAUUGUUGGAACCACUUAGCAAAUAAGCUUUUUCAUCCGAAAAUUAAGAAUGAGAGUCAAACUUUUCCUACUCAACUUGACAGCGACAGAAGCGAUUGGUGCUUCAUUUGUAAAGGAAUUUGCUGUGUAGCCUGCAGAACAGGCGCUUAAUCAGCCAAGCAAGACGAACGCGAAAAGCGCGAGACCAGCAUUUUUUUUUUCUCCUCUUGUCUCGCGCUGUGCGCUCGUUUCGUGCUUCACGCAAAAUGCCGUGUUUUCCUCGCUCGGUUCAUAAAGCGUCCGUUAUACAGCCUAUUUUCUGUGUCACUCCUCGUGAACAGGUUUUGAUGCGUACCACUGGCCAAAUGAUUAAACGUAACUUAUGAGAUUGUAUUUUUUUUCGAUAGCAAAACGAGUAUUGUUCUCGCCGCAGACGAUAGCGUAGUCAGUUGGGGACCGAGUCCUACCUACGGAGAACUGGUAAGAAGCUGACGUAUGUACUAAAUUAGCGUUGGCUUUUUUCAGUGGUCCACAGACCGCAGCAGGAGAAGCUCAGUCACGGCAAGAACACUUGUCUAAAGAGCGAGAGGUCGCGCGUUCGUUUCCUGGAGCGGGACCAAUACUCAGGGCCUAAAAUAUCUUAGAAAUGAAAAAACAGCCUUUGCCCUGCAAACGGCUAAACCUUCCUGGGGUUCGGAUGACCACGUAAAAUUGCGUUUUCUUCUGCACAAGAAGAUGGAAAAAUUGAAUUCUCUUAUACUUUCGUGCGUAACAUAUUGACACUCAAAUAAACUGCGUUUUCUUUUUUAUUCAGUAGAAAUUAAGCCAAACUUUCCAAACCAAGGGAAAGAAAGUCAACAACUGUUAACCGUCUAAAGAGUUUUGUUCCCUGAUAGCCUAUAGCCCGUCACGCAAUCUCUUCUUCUCGUUGGGAAAGAAGAGAUUACGUGACGAGCCAAAGGAAUGCCUCCAUGGGAGGCUAUGGAACCUUAAAGGGAACCUCCACUCUUACUACAGAAUAAGUUUAAGUCGAAUAAAAUUAUGUUGAUAAACAAAUUUGUUCGAAAUUUGUCUUAAAAAAAGUGUUUAUAUCAGGAAAAGUGAAUUUUAAAAUCGCUUAUUUUCACUUUCAAAUUUCGCGGGCGCCGCCAUCUUGAAUAAUUGUGACGUGUUACGGUUGCUCUAUUGUUCUGACACAAAGAGCUUUUGUUUAAUAACAAUAGGGCAACCAUUACACGUCACAAUUAUUCAAGAUGGCGACGCCCGCAAAAUUUGAAAACAAAAAUAGGCGAAUUUAAAAGUUAUUUCUUUCGGAUACAAACGCUUUCUUUAAAAAUACUUUAGAUUGACUUGACUGUAACAGUUAUUUCCUGUGAUUUAAAGUUAUCUUUUUGUUGAAGUGGAGGUUCCCUUUAAGUUUGGCGGGGUGCUUUUAGUAAGAACGCAUCUCCAUUUAGAGUACACAAACGUCCAUCUGAGAAAAAAGACACUUUAUCUUUAGGUCUCGAAUGCUGUUGUUAUCUCUUAGGGUGCAUUGAUUUUUGGAGUGUGUCACAGCAGUACUUAUUGUAGGCCUUACUAAGCUUCCCAUAUAACACCCUUGCUUGUAUAAAGGCUGUCUGAUUAUUUAAGCAAUAGACAACACUUUCUAUGGGUUUUCCGGCGUGAUAACGCACGCAGGAUGUUGGGAGAACACUAGAAAAGCUUGUUUACAAGUAGGUUAUCACGCCGGUAAAUCACCAUAGGCUUUUAACCAAUUAGAACGCGCGUACCAUCUUAGUUAUUUUAUAAAUAGAAAUAUAUUCUCCCUUUGCGGAAGAAUUGUCACUUGUAAUGAUAAUAGCUGCAUUCUUAGUAGUGAGUAGUUGUUUUUUUUUUUCUCAGGGAUAUGGGCUUAGAAAAGGAGGACAAAAAUCAUCAACAAACCCUAAGAUUGUAGAACCACUGGAAGGCAUCUACGUUCAGGAAGUAGCGUGCGGUUACGGCCAUACAUUGUACAUAGCACGUGAUGAGGAAACCGAUUUACCGUUACUGAGCAAACUCCCAGUCUACGAUCCUGACAAGGUAAGGGUCUUUUUCAUAAACCUUUAACCCUUAUAUCAAAAAUUAAAUUCUCAUUGUUGUCUGUAUACGUUUCUCAUAGAAAGAAGAGAAGUUGUUGAAGUAUCAAUUGAAUUCAUCUUGUGUGAUCAUCUCCUUAAUUCUUGUGACCACUCUGUUUUAUAAAGCUGUGAUAUUACAAGGAGAAAUUUGCUGCCGAUCACUCUUAGAGUUUAAAGGGUUAAGCCUCUGUGCACUUGUCAGAGGCACCGGGCUCCGACGGACUUUUUUGUGUACAAUAUCUGUUCGGAGAAGCAAAUAUUGCCUAAAAUUUUCUAUUGCUUGGGGACAGCUACAAAUUUUUAGAUGACCGUUCCAUUCAUGUACAAUUUUCGAAACUUCUCUAAUAAAUUCCCUACGAUUUUCUGAAGCUUAAUUUUUUACAUUUCACUCUCCAAGUAAUGCUGUUUUGCGUAGAAAAAAGAAACCUAAAAUUUUCGGAUUCAAAAAUGUGAUAGAGAUAGGAAUCAGGAAAAUUCUCACAUUCAUAAAGCGAUAAAUUGCAUCUAAGAUAUUAGGGAAAGUAAUACUGAAGCCCUUGAUAUUUCAGAAAGACUCACAGUCCCCUAGGAUGACCGAACAGAUACAAAUUUUAUAGCGCCGCUUUUUCUAGAGAUCUAAAACUACUGUGGAUAGCCUAAGAAGUGUUUUCAACGUAUUUAGGAGGAAGCCGUCCUUGGUUGCCCUUGACUUGUAACUGGCUUUUACCUUUUCACACAGCUUCACUUCUCGGGCAAAUGUUUAUUUUUGGGACAAUCUCUCCGCCGCGGGCAUUAUCAUCCGAUACAGCAGUUGUCGGAAGGCGUUUAUUUACUUAUUAACCGCCAGUGUAAACACUGCUGGAGUUCAAUCAGAAAUAUAAAGAAGGUCUAACUUUUGAGGCUGUGAACAAAAUGCUAUCGUGUGACCAUUCAUAAAUGUUCUAAGCAGUUCUGGUACCAUUUGUUCUUCAGUAGUACACUGCAUCUCAAAAUAUGAAAUUGAGGUGUUUGCUUGAGUUUUCACUUCGGCGGCUUUUGUUAGUGAAUGCUUCAAACUAGUUUACCUCCUAAUUGAGGCUCGUUUUUCCUGUUUUUAGGUAUGAGGAAUCCAUCCUUGGGAAUGUUUCAAGGUUUGUCCUGAUGUUCCCUCCUCUCAGACAACCGCUGGCGGAUUGGUGUCGUCACUAACGUUAGCAUGCAUGCGUUCUAAUUCUUGUUUGCCUUUCUUUUCUCGCUCAGUACUGAGUUUUUGUACUUAAAGUCUGUACAGCCAACCUACUUACAGUGAACGCUUUUGUGAAACAGAUUCCCGCCCCUUUAAGAAAGACUCCUCUUGAGCGGAAAUUAACACUUCUGAUCAAAAACAGGGGCACAAUGAGCGCCAAGAACUCUGGGCAAAUUUAGCAAAGACAACGCAACGACAAUUGACAGCACGAAAGCGCUCGGAGAGAUUCUCAAUUUGCCGUCCUGCCAUUGGUCAAGUCGAGGUCAAGUCGGAUUUUAGAUCUGCGCGUGCCGUCUUAUCUCGUACCCAAGAGAUCUGGGUACGAGGUUACGCGCCGUCGUCAUAGUCGUUACGUUGCCUUUGCUAAAGUUGAUGACACAUGGAACGAUUCGCAACGACGAUUUUGAGCGCAACCGAGUGUUGCAACAUAGUUGCGACAUUGUUUUGAAUUGUCAUAACAUUGUUCCAACAUUGUUACCCACAAAAUCAUCAUUGCAAAUCGUCUUGCGUAACAUCUCCUUAAAUCUAUCAGUUGCUAAUAAUUAUAAACUGAUUUUAUCAUUCAAGAGCAAGCACUGUUCCGUCACUAACCAAAGAAUGGAAUGUUCAGUUGCCGUCUUUCAAUUUGAUACAAUUUGGCAUGUCAAAAUCGCCGAAGGUGUCGAAUUUUUGGCAUACCAUUUGGUUGCAGUUAAAAAACCUGGUCGGGUCCUGAGAAGGUGCUUUCUUGUGAUAAUGGUUCGUGAUGAAGACUACCCAAAGAAUUGCGGUGUAUAAAAUGGUGCAGUUUGUUCUCCUUUCUAAAAUUGUUCUUGGAAGGAGUAGUUCUCCAUGACCGUUGUCUCUUCACGCAACAUUUACCAUCACUGGGAUAAACAUUGCGCGAUGAUUCAUCUUUACAACGGCUGUAUAUGCAACAAUUGGUAGGCUACAAGAAGAAGUAUUGUUUUCUAAUUACUUAAAUAGAUUCUGAUAAAUCAGAGAUUAUAGUUUGCGAGCAGUCUCUCAUUUUCUUUAGAUUUAGAGAGGGGCGAGUGGUCAUUUUCGUGUCUCGCGCGUUUCGCGGGACGGACGAAGAACUGAAACGAGAGACUGCUCGUAGUCUGCAGAGAUUAAGUAUGUGAUAGCAAAUAAGGAAACCCCUUUCUUUCCUAAGAUCAGCUUGCUUAAGUAAAUGACCUAAUAAACGCCUAAUUUCUAAUAAACGCCACACUACGCUGUUAACAUUGUAUUAGACGACCUUCUCUAUUAAACGCCCUCUGUAUAAUAUACGGCCCCUAUGAAAAUGACUCGAAAAUACUAAGAAUUAGCAAGAAGGUGCAAAAUCAUUCAAAUUAUUCAGUUUCUUGCUUGAUUAAUGAGGCUUUGUGGAUAUCAUCUUGUUGAAUGUCAAGUUUAAAGCAAGGAUAGACUGACGAUGGCAGCGCAGUAACCGUGAGCGAGAAUUCUGACAUCGAUGUUGACCGGAUAUGAAAGAGCGAUAUGGAUCUCUAGACGACCUAGGAGUAUCAAUUGACAAAGUGGAUAUUCCGCUAUUUCUAAACUCUCUUGAUAAUUUCGCCGAAAGCAUAUUAGUUUUGUUGAGCCUGUUACAGUUAUGCGAAUAAGCGCCUCUCUCUUUCAAACACUUCCUAUCUAUUAAACGUCCCCGCUUGGACCCCUAAAAUUAAAUAGACUUCCCGGGCGUUUAUAAGGUCAUUUACGGGAUGGCUCCCACUGCUCUCUUUGUUCAUAAUCAAAACACAACGGUUUGUGAUCAUUUCCGCUAUUCUCACAGCCUUUUUGUUUGAUAGCACAGGGAU